Messenger RNA from Linum trigynum, 2767 nucleotides. NCBI's taxonomy places the organism in Eukaryota, Viridiplantae, Streptophyta, Magnoliopsida, Malpighiales, Linaceae. The record is from the annotation of a GenBank genome assembly.
AAACGCACGAUCUUCUGAAUCAAUCUUCUCGAUAGAUGAAUAACUCUGUGUGCUAUUAUGAGAACUGAUUCUAUAAAUUUGUGAGCUAAUUUUCAUGUUGUUAAGUGUUGAGUAAGUUAUUAAUCGUGCGGAAGUGAUAUAUGUUUUUUUUUUGUUAUGUACUAUGUAACGAAUUUGAAGCUGAGACAUCCAGGUUCAAGACUAGUGGUAUAACUGGUAGACCAAGUCCUUGUUCACUCAAAUUAAAGCGAGAAAUUAACACCAGCUACAAACUCAAUCUUCAAUAUCAAUCUUCUCUAACUGAAGAACUUUGUGGCUAUUGAGCUAUGAAUCUAUAAGUUUGUGAGUUGAUUUUCUUGCUGCCAAGUGUUAAGGUAGUUAUUAUUCAUUUGAAAUGAAGUGUGGAAGUAUUGUGAAUGAUUAUUUCGUUGAUCAUAUAAUACAGUACAAAUUUUGUUUUUGCUUCUAGUGUUUAGACACACAUUUAGGCCACAGCUAAAAAGCAAGACCCCAACGCCCGACUUACAUCUAGCGCGCCUUCUUGUAUUCUCAUGCUAUUGUUAAUAUUUUACACGUUUAUUUCAUUAUUUAGGAAUCCCUCAAUACCCAGGAGCUCCGAUCGCCGACGUUCUACCCCACGAUCGACCGGCUCUCUCGACGGACGACCUCCCAUGGCUGAUCGGAAGCCCAUCGGCGAGAAGUGCAAGGUUCAAAUUCUGGAACAAGACCUUGCAAAUAUCAACCACCCAGCUCCAAUACCUUCUGGUCAACUCCUUCCCCGACCAAAACCACCACCCCAACGUGCUCCACCGCCAACAAAAGCAGCAGCAACCGAAAAUCCUGCAAGUGGGCCCGUUAAUGCCCAAACACCAAGCCCACACUAGCAACAACGUAACCUUCUGGGAGCAAGACUCGGCCUGCUUACCCUGGCUGGACACCCAAAAGCCCAACUCGGUCCUCUACAUAGCCUUCGGCAGCUGGGUCAGCCCAAUAGGAGAGCCCAAAGUCCGGGCCCUGGCCACCACCCUGGAAGCCCUCCACGUCCCUUUCGUCUGGGUGCUGGGACCCGCAUGGAGGCAGGACUUGCCACGUGGGUACGAGAAGAGGCUGUGGGACAGCCAGCGUGGCAUGGUGGUGUCGUGGGCCCCGCAAAUGGAGGUGCUGCGACACGGCGCCGUUGGGUGGUUCCUGACGCACUGUGGGUGGAACUCGACGGUGGAGGCCGUCCGGUGCCGGAAGCCGAUGCUGUGCUAUCCGAUCGCCGGCGACCAGUUCGCCAACUGUGCUCGGAUCGUGGAGGAGUGGAAUGUUGGGGUGAGGCUGAGAGGGUUCGGGAGAAGGGAAUUGGAGGAAGGGAUGAAGAGUGUUUUGGGAGAUGGGGAGAUGAGUGGCAAGCUGGAGAGUUUGUGUGAAGUGAGUUUGGGGGAUGAAGCUAGGGUUAGGGCUAGCGGUAACCUCGGUGUCUUUGUUGAUCUUGUCCUAAAUUAAGUGUGGAGCACUCCUCCUUUCAUAUUGAUCUUUCAUUAGGGUAGAUGAAGUGUGUGUAUCAUUCUGCUAUGGUUUGGGUGUGUAUUUGCACUAGUUUUGUUGGGUUUUCGUGCAUUUUGCUGAAUAAAAUUUGAAACAUAGAACGAUGAAUUUGAUGAAUUGUAGAUGAUUAUGAAGUUGGUCAGCUCCGGAUCGAUCUAAUUAAACGUACAUCUAAAUAUGUGAUUAUUUUAUUAAUUAAUUUUGUUAAUGCGUUAUAUUGUGCGUUUUGGUUUAGGUGUGUAUCUGCAUAAGUUUCGUUUGACAAUUUCAUGCAUUUUGAUAGUGGAUUUUGUAACACAAAUAGCAUAUUUGAUGAAUUAAAAAAGGCCAAACUUGAAUAAAGAGAAGCUUUAUCCCCCAUCCACCAUAGAGGUGGCGGCCGGUUUGGUUCAGUUAACGGAACCAAAAAGUACUAGAAAUCAAGCUUCGGAUUAGUCAAAUGCUCAAAAUUGAAAACAAAAAAAGAGCCUUUAAUUGCAUUAAGGCUUAUCGGUUUUAUAUUGGUCAAUUAACAGUUUUGGGGUUUAACAAAAACAGUUAAAAGUCUAUCGAUUUUUACCCAUUUAAUGAAAAUUGAUAAACUCGUAUAAAACCUAUUCGAUUAAAACCAAAAACCAAAACCAAACUGCCACACCCCAUCCAGCACCAAAAGGAAAAGGACAACUCAUGACUGAGCCUUCUCCCACAACUAACAAAAAAACUUGCGUGACCACUUAUAUCACAGUGUGAUUGCCUAACAGUCUCCUCCUAAUUAAUUAAAUUAAACCAUGUUAGCUAGCCAGAAAGAGCUUAUAAAAUUAAUUAACCACUGUGGGUAAGAAUCAGCGAAACUAGACCUCCCAACUGAAUUGCUCUACAGAUUGGAAAAAAAGAUAGGCUGAUCAACUCCAACAACCCAUUUUUGGCACCUAUUUUUCGUGACACCCAAUGCACGGCGGAAAACCCACUCUUACAAUAUUAAUUCGUGCCGACCAUAAUUAGUUAAUUACUUUAGUUCCGGCCGGGCGGCCGGCCGACGAGACAAGUGGUGUACGUCUUGUCACAAUUGAACAUGCAUCAAAUGGCCGGAAAGGCAAGGCAAGGCAAAACCCCAGACGUGAAAGUGAUGAAACACACGAGGAGAUUUAAUAAUUGCACGUUGCCAGCCACCCCAAAGCGCUUCUUACCCGCUAAACAUAAAUUGCACGUUUUGGCACAGGCUUUUGGUGGAGCCCCAUAAUAAAGUAAAGUAUUCCAU